UUUUUUUAUCUGUGGCCAUCGAUUUUGAGUGUCUUUUCCAUUCAGCCUCCUCUUCUUUCCAAGUGUCUUGACUUGAAUGAGAUGCUGCCCCCCUCAGCCACCUCCUCUGAUUGUCUUUGAAGAAUAAAACUCUGAAACCCUGAAACAGAGGCUCUCCCUGGUUUUUUGUCUUCUGGGUUUAGGGUUUUGGGGGUGGAGAUGGGGACUUUCAGGCGACAGUUGGUAGCCAUGCUUCGGAAGAACUGGCUUCUCAAGAUACGUCAUCCUUAUGUUACUUUGGCCGAGCUUAUACUUCCGACUGUAGUCAUGCUGUUGCUAAUUGUAGUAAGAACCAGAGUUGAUACACAGAUUCAUCCCGCACAACCGUACAUUCGGAGGGGGAUGUUUGUAGAAGUGGGUAAAGGUGAUAUUUCUCCUAGUUUCAAUCAGAUUCUUGGAUUAUUAAUGGCUAAGGGUGAGUAUCUGGCCUUUGCACCGGACACAGUUGAGACGAGGACAAUGCUUGAUUUAUUGUCUCUAAGGUUUCCUCUCCUAAAGAUGGUUGCCAGGGUUUACCAAGAUGAGCUAGAGCUGGAAACAUAUAUACAUUCAGAUCUUUAUGGUGCUAGUAAUGAAGACAAGAACUGUUCAAAUCCUAAAAUCAAAGGAGCAAUUAUAUUUCAUGAACAAGGCCCUCAAUUAUUUGACUACAGUAUACGCCUUAACCAUUCAUGGGCUUUUUCAGGAUUUCCUGAUGUCAAAACUAUCAUGGACACCAAUGGACCCUAUCUCAAUGAUUUGGAAUUGGGUGUUGACACUGUACCAACUCUUCAGUAUGGAUUCAGUGGUUUUCUGACUCUACAGCACGUAAUAGAUUCAUUUAUUAUAUUUGCUUCUCAACAAGAUGAAGCUAAAAUUGCCCUGGAAGACAAUGAACCGUCUUUAAAUUCAUCUGGAACUGCCUCUGUCAAGCUUCCCUGGACACAAUUUGGUCCUUCAAACAUAAGGAUUGCUCCAUUUCCCACUCGGGCAUACACUGAUGAUGAGUUUCAAUUCAUCAUCAAGAAGGUUAUGGGUGUACUGUACCUUUUAGGAUUUCUCUACCCAAUUUCUCGUCUGGUCAGCUAUUCCGUGUUUGAGAAGGAACAGAAGAUUAAAGAAGGUCUUUAUAUGAUGGGCUUGAAAGAAGAGAUAUUCUAUCUUUCUUGGUUUAUUACAUAUUUUUUCCAGUUUGCCAUUUCUUCUGGUGUCAUAACAAUCUGUACAAUGGGGAGCCUUUUCAAGUAUAGUGAUAAGUCAGUGGUUUUCAUGUACUUCUUUUUGUUUGGACUCAGUGCAAUCAUGCUUUCCUUUUUGAUCUCUACAUUCUUCACUCGAGCAAAGACAGCUGUUGCAGUUGGGACGCUUGCUUUCCUUGGAGCCUUCUUCCCUUAUUAUACAGUCAAUGAUCCAGAUGUCCCUAUGAUAUUAAAAGUUAUUGCUUCUUUGCUUUCACCUACUGCUUUUGCUCUUGGGACGGUUAAUUUUGCUGAUUAUGAACGUGCUCAUGUUGGAGUUCGUUGGAGCAAUAUAUGGCGGGCAUCAUCUGGAGUUAACUUUUUGGUUUCUCUCAUUAUGAUGUUACUUGAUUCAAUUUUAUACUGCGCAAUUGGUCUAUACCUGGAUAAGGUACUUCCUAGGGAGAAUGGAGUUCAUUAUCCAUGGAACUUUUUAUUCAAGAGUCGGUAUCGGCAGAAGAAAAGCAUGAUGCAAGAUGAUGCAUCUGGUCUAGGGGUUAAAGUAAACAAUAAGUUUUGCAAUAAUGGUGUCAUGUUUAAUGAUAUUUCUAUGCCUACUAUUGAAGCAAUAAGCUUGGAUAUGAAACAACAAGAGCUUGAUGGAAGAUGUAUUCAAAUCAGGAAUCUGCAUAAGGUAUACGUUACUGAAAAGGGCAAAUGUUGUGCUGUGAACUCAUUACAGCUUACCUUAUACGAAAAUCAGAUUCUUGCUCUUCUGGGGCACAAUGGAGCUGGCAAAAGCACAACCAUUUCUAUGCUUGUUGGCCUUUUGCCUCCUACUUCAGGGGAUGCUUUGGUUUUUGGAAAGAAUAUCCUAACUGACAUGGAUGAGAUACGGAGGAGUUUGGGCAUAUGCCCGCAACAUGAUAUUCUCUUUCCAGAGCUUACCGUCAAGGAACAUUUGGAAAUAUUUGCCAUUUUGAAGGGGGGUGAUGAAGGGUCAUUGGACAACAUUGUGACUGAAAUGAUUGAUGAAGUGGGUUUGGCAGAUAAAGUCAACACAGUUGUUAGUUCUCUUUCUGGUGGCAUGAAGAGAAAACUGUCUCUUGGAAUUGCACUCAUAGGAAAUAGUAAGGUUAUUAUUCUUGAUGAGCCUACUAGUGGAAUGGAUCCAUAUUCAAUGCGUUCGACAUGGCAAUUGAUCAAGAAGAUCAAAAAGGGGAGGAUAAUUUUAUUGACCACACACUCUAUGGAUGAGGCUGAUGUGCUAGGAGAUCGGAUUGCUAUAAUGGCUAAUGGCUCUUUGAGAUGCUGUGGAAGUUCUCUUUUCCUGAAGCAUCAAUAUGGUGUUGGUUAUACUCUUACUUUGGUCAAGACAUCAGCUUGUGCUUCUGUAGCUGCUGACAUUGUUUAUCGUCAUGUUCCAGAUGCAACACGCUUGAGUGAUGUUGGUACAGAGAUUUCCUUCAGACUUCCAAUAGCAUCCUCAUCUUCCUUUGAAAGUAUGUUCCGUGAGAUUGAAAGUUGUAUGAGAAGACCAGCCAAUAUCUCUGAAACAAGUUCUAGUGAUGAAGUGUGUUGUCUAGGCAUUGAGAGUUACGGUAUCUCAGUCACAACUUUGGAGGAGGUCUUCCUGAGAGUUGCUGGAUGUGGCAUUGACAAAAUUGAGCAUAUUGAGCGGAAUACGGAUCUUGUCAGUUCUAAUUCUGUGGUUUCUAAUGCCUGCCAUCAGCAUCUUCAAUCAAAAACCUUAAGUUCCAAAAUACCUUGUGGAAAUUUCGUUAAGAUUCUUGGAACAAUGUGUAGUACAAUUGUCAGAGCAUGUUUCUUGAUUCUUGCUACAGUUUUCAGUUUCAUAGGCUUCUUAAGUAUGCAAUGCUGUAGCUUUUGUUUUAUCACAAAAUCUACAUUCUGGCAGCAUUCUAAAGCUCUUAUCAUAAAGAGGGUAAUAUCUGCUCGCAGAGACCGUAGAACAAUUGUUUUCCAACUGUUUAUUCCUGCUGUUUUCUUGCUUUUUGGACUUCUUUUCCUCAAGCUUAAGCCACAUCCUGAUCAGCAGUCUGUGACAUUCACAACGUCACAUUUUAACCCUCUGUUACGAGGUGGGGGUGGUGGAGGUCCAAUUCCUUUUGAUUUGUCUUGGCCUCUUGCAAGAAAGGUUGCACAAUAUGUGGAAGGGGGUUGGAUUCAGAGGUUCAAACCAAGUUCAUACAAAUUCCCCAAUUCUGAUAAGGCUCUUGCUGACGCUAUUGAAGUUGCUGGACCAAUAUUGGGCCCAAUUCUUAUUUCUAUGAGUGGAUUUUUAAUGACUAGCUUGAAUGAAUCAUAUCAGUCAAGGUAUGGGGCAAUUGUUAUGGAUGAUGAGAAUGCUGAUGGAAGUUUAGGAUAUACUGUACUUCACAACAGUUCUUGCCAGCAUGCAGCUCCUACCUAUAUAAAUUUGAUGAAUGCUGCAAUUUUAAGGCUUGCAACUCGUAAUGGAAGUAUGAGGCUUCGGACACGCAAUCAUCCAUUGCCAAUGACAAAGAGUCAGCAUGCACAGCGUCAUGAUCUUGAUGCAUUCUCUGCUGCAAUUAUUGUUAAUAUUGCCUUCUCCUUCAUUCCUGCCUCUUUUGCAGUGUCCAUUGUUAAGGAACGUGAAGUAAAAGCAAAGCAUCAGCAACUUAUUAGUGGGGUGUCUGUACUGUCAUAUUGGACUUCCACGUACAUAUGGGACUUUAUCAGCUUCUUGUUUCCUUCAUCCUUUGCUAUAAUUCUCUUUUACAUAUUUGGUCUGGAUCAGUUCAUAGGAAAUGGUUGUUUCUUGCCAACUAUCUUCUUGUUUCUAGAAUAUGGAUUAGCAAUCGCAGCAUCAACAUAUUGUCUCACUUUUUUCUUUUCUGAGCACUCUAUUGCGCAGAAUGUGGUUCUUUUGGUACACCUGUUUACUGGACUCAUUCUCAUGGUUAUUUCAUUCAUAAUGGGGCUUAUUCCAGCAACUGAACAUGCAAACUUGUUUCUUAAGAACUUUUUUAGAUUAUCACCAGGGUUCUGUUUUGCGGAUGGGCUUGCUUCAUUGGCUCUUCGACGACAAGGAUUUAAACAUGGAUCUGAUGAUGGAAUUCUUGACUGGAAUGUGACUGGUGCUUCUAUCUGUUAUUUAGGUGUUGAGAGUAUUGUUUACUUCAUUUUCACAAUUGGGCUUGAACUCUUGCCUCCUCACAAGUUAACAUCUUACACAAUGAAGAAAUGGUGGAAGACUUUUAGAAAUCACCCUGAUGGCUCUUCCCAGAGUCUUUUAGAACCCUUUCUGAAAUCAUCAUCAUCUCAAGUUUCUGCUUUUGAUGUUGAUGAAGAUGUAGAUGUGCAGGCCGAAAGACACAGAGUGCUUUCUGGUUCUGCUGAAAAUGCUAUAAUCUACUUGCAAAAUCUUCGGAAGGUCUAUCCUGGAGGAAGGAAUCAGACUGAAAAAGUUGCAGUUCAUUCAUUAAGUUUCUCUGUUCAAGAAGGAGAAUGCUUUGGUUUUCUAGGAACAAAUGGAGCUGGGAAAACUACCACCUUAUCAAUGUUAUCUGGGGAAGAGUGUCCAACAGAUGGAACUGCUUAUAUUUUUGGCAAUGAUAUAUGUUCAAAGCCCAAGACUGCUCGUCGACAUAUUGGUUACUGCCCACAAUUUGAUGCGCUGCUGGAGUUUCUAACAGUCCAAGAGCAUCUUGAGCUUUAUGCAAGAAUUAAAGGAGUUUCAGAAAACAGAAUGAAAGAUGUUGUCAUGGAAAAGUUGGUGGAAUUUGAUUUGUUCAAGCAUUCUAACAAACCGUCAUUUUCUCUUAGUGGAGGAAACAAACGCAAACUAUCUGUUGCAAUUGCUAUGAUUGGAAAUCCUCCUAUAGUUAUUCUCGAUGAGCCAUCUACAGGUAUGGAUCCCAUAGCCAAACGAUUUAUGUGGGAAGUGAUAUCCCGCCUUUCAACCAGACUGGGGAAGACAGCAGUUAUUCUGACUACUCAUAGUAUGAAUGAAGCUCAGGCCUUGUGUACGCGGAUUGGAAUAAUGGUUGGCGGUAGGCUUCGAUGCAUUGGAAGUCCCCAGCAUCUGAAAACACGUUUUGGGAAUCAUCUUGAGCUAGAGGUGAAGCCUACUGAGGUCAGUUCUACAGAGUUGGAGAAACUGUGCCGAAGAAUUCAAGAUAAGCUUUUUGAGGUUCAAUGCCAUUCAAGAAGCAUAUUGAGUGACCUUGAAGUCUGCAUUGGAGCAAUUGACUCCAUAACACCAGAAAAUGUUUCGGUGGCAGAGAUUAGCUUGUCACAAGAGAUGAUUAUGAUAAUUGGACACUGGCUUGGGAAUGAAGAAAGAAUAAGGGCGCUUUUAUCUUCUAUACAUGUUACUGAUAGUGUGUUUGGCGAGCAAUUAUCAGAGCAACUAAAACGUGAUGGUAUUUUCAUCCUGUACACCUUCAUUUAA
This is a messenger RNA of Nelumbo nucifera (sacred lotus), 5634 nucleotides long. NCBI's taxonomy places the organism in Eukaryota, Viridiplantae, Streptophyta, Magnoliopsida, Proteales, Nelumbonaceae. The record is from RefSeq and is a predicted model, not a curated record.